AUGACAGACAUGGAACUUGUGGAAGCUUUAAAUGCAACGGAGGUGCCUAUUGCACGGGCAGUUUUUCUUAUGAUUUCUGCAGUUCAAGACGCAGACGCCGGUGACAACAAAACUUGGUCGUGUUGUCAUCCCGACCGGAGUCCAGCUGCGUCGCCGGGCUCAACGACCGGAUGGAGGUCGCUUCGUGAAAGUCCAUCGGGACCUGCAGUUAUUGAGGUGUGUUACAAUGAUGGCGCUGACAGUUUUUUGACAGUUAAAUGGGUUCCUAUGGACAAAACUCAUUUGGUGAUGAUUACCCAGCGGAGUGAUAGGGAACGGUCACACCAACCCCUAAACACGUCAUUUUGCAUUGAAGAUGAACCCCUUGCCUCACUUGUUUUAGGGCAGCAAACGGGAUCGGGGGCUUCAGCGGCAGCAAUGUGGACUGCUGAGAGUCUCGGGUCAGCUCUUCACCGACUGCGUUGUUUGCUUCAGUCUGCAAUCGGCAAUACCGGUCGUGGUUCCGAGCAGAAUGAGAAGUUUUCUGCAGCGCAAGACAGUGACUGUGGACGGGAAUUGCCGAGCCCGCGGGAGACGCAACCUCGUCCUCUUGAAUUCCACUGCGGUGGACCCGCCCCUCCUCCUUCCCCUCCCGUGCCUUCCCAAGGCAGUUUGCUAUUUGCGGGAGUGGUCCCGCGUCCUCCCGGCGCCCGUUACGGCGAAGCGGAUCUCAUCCCCGGUGGUGGAGGUUUUGGUAUGGGUGGCGGCAUGAUGCUCGGCCGUGAAGCCUUCCAAGGCUCGCAUAUAGUCCCUGCUCGCUACAAUCCAAUGUUUCCGGGCGAUGUCCCGCCUAGGGUGCGGCCUCCUGGUCGGUACGGUUCAACGUUUCCUGGGGAACCCGAUCCUGACAACUUUUUGCCCCCAGGUGGCCCGGCUUUUAGUUCCAGUUUUGGACCCGGACGAAUGAACGGUUUUGGCGGACAUUUUUACCGUUGA
Molecule: messenger RNA, 975 nt
Organism: Trypanosoma brucei brucei TREU927
Lineage: Eukaryota; Euglenozoa; Kinetoplastea; Trypanosomatida; Trypanosomatidae
Exons: 1
Coding region: 1-975 (324 amino acids)
Source: RefSeq, a predicted model, not a curated record